CAGUCUUGUCAUGUCAUACGUGCUCAACACAUCGUUACUUCAAGUGAAUGAAGUCCCACACUCCCUACGCCGCAGCACCUACCAUCUCGGUCCUUGAAGGGGUAUUGAUGGACUAACAAAGGAUUUCUCUCCUGGUUCGGGCCGGACACUGGAACUUUCUUUACCGCAUAUGCUCCUCUAUUAUGGCGACCCAGAAUCAGCAGAAUGAGGCAAGAGCCUUGCUUACCCUACUAGCGAAGGACCUGGAAACCAAAUCCCUCGAACAGAAGCGACUCGAAGAAACCUUGGCCACCCUGAAAGUCUUGGGGCACAACGCCAAUAAUGUAUCCAACGUCUACAACGACGAUGGGAUCAAGACACUGGGAAGCUAUGGUUUUGGCGAUUUCUCUCGAUCAGUUCGUCAAGAGGCCUUGAGAUGCAUAGCAAACGCGCUCCUCUUGAUUCCAGCAACCCGAAAGUCCUCACUUAAAGCCGAUCUCGACAAGAAAGCAACAGAUGCACUUCAUGAAGCAGACGACGAUGACGAAUUUCUGCUGUCGCGGAUAUUGUUCCUGUUGACUUACGAACCUAGCAUUGACAUGAGGACCUUGAUAGCAGAUCACAAUCUGGCGGACGCCAUCGUGAAGCAUCUUUCGCGUCACGCAGAUGGGGCGAGCAAGUCUCCAAAGAGCCCAGUUGGUCAGGGCACUUUAGCCUUGAUGGAAACCCUCAAGCUUCUUUUCAAUGCCACGAGUAUCAAGACCGAUCAAUUCACAAAGUUUCAACCUGCUGUCGUCGAACUCUUCCGCCUUCUCAUCCUCUCAGACAUCCCGUCGCCAGCGCUUCAGCCGCCGAUAAGCCUCCUUGUGAACGCUUUGGCCAACUUGGAUAUUGGGCCGGAGGCCGUGAAAGCCAGUGAGAUGCAACCGACAGUGGACAAGUUGAUGACGAUCCUGGAACAAGCCAUCCAAGAGCACUCUUCAACGGAACUGGACACGAUUGCCGUUCCUCUAUUAACGGUCUUGAGAAAUAUCAAUGAGACUGCAGAUCCCAACCUCCGUGAGAUGAUGAAGGCACGGCUUUUGCCUGACGAUAAGGAAAGAGACCAACCCCUAGGGAAAUCAUCUUCGUUUGCGUCACAGCUUCUGCGACUGACUACGUCUUCGGGGAUGUUGAACUUGUCUGAAGCAAUUUCAGGGCUUAUGUUUGAGCUUUCCGACAAGGACGCCAAUCAAUACGUCAAAAAUGUGGGAUAUGGCUACGCUGCAGGAUACUUGAUGACCCAUAAGAUCCCCAUCCCAGAAAGUGCGAAGAAGUCGCAUAUUUCAGGCGAGUCGUCCACCGAGGUCCCGAUCAACCCCAUUACAGGCCAGAGGCUCGACAAGGAGCAGCCGAUUGAACUGCCAGAAAUGACAAGAGAGGAAAAAGAACGGGAGGCCGAAAGAAUGUUUGUGUUGUUCGAGAGACUCAAACGGACCGGGGUGGUGAACGUUCAGAACCCGAUGGAGGUCGCAAAUGAUGAAGGCAGGUUUGAGGAGCUCAGUGAUUCGGAUCCCGAAUGAUUCGAGACCAGAAACCCUCCAUGCUCUCUGCGCUUUGCUUGUGCCAAAAGCUGCCCUCGGGGACGACGAUGCCAGAAUUGGUGACAGCGAUAUCCAUGGACCAGCAUGUGCGAGUAUUUUGCUACACUUGAGACUAGACCUAAUCAGCCUCUUUCAGCCAAUGGCUCUUGUGUCCUCUGUAAUCGUCUCC
Cladophialophora immunda is the source of this 1731-nucleotide messenger RNA. RefSeq lists its product as uncharacterized. The coding region runs from base 183 to 1541 and encodes 452 amino acids. NCBI's taxonomy places the organism in Eukaryota, Fungi, Ascomycota, Eurotiomycetes, Chaetothyriales, Herpotrichiellaceae. Gene Ontology annotation, molecular function: guanyl-nucleotide exchange factor activity; G-protein alpha-subunit binding. Gene Ontology annotation, biological process: G protein-coupled receptor signaling pathway. The transcript has a single exon. Gene Ontology annotation, cellular component: cytoplasm. The record is from RefSeq and is a predicted model, not a curated record.